AUGUCAUCUGAAGCCGGUGUCAGGCGAGCCGUGGCAUCCUUCCAUGCGAACCUACCUCUUAACGACAUGCGAUGCGACCUUCUACCUAAUCGUUCUGCAGCAUGGCUGUACGACAAGAAGGGUAAGAAGAUAAAACUGUCAAAGAUGGCUGCUGAAAUAUUAGUCGUGAGCGAGAUGGUAUCAUGGAAUAACCUCAAGGCAUAUCAAACGCAACCAGUCCAUAUUGAGAACCGACGUUGGGAUCCGUUGACUGCAACACUUGCGACGCUCGCCACGACAGGAGUUGGCAUGGUCUCAUCAGCCUCUGACAUUGUCGUCAAGCCCAUCCAAGCGCUACGACCAGUGACUCCAAGCCGUAGCAGAUCAGUAAGUCGAGAUCGAUCAGGGGACAACUCAAAACGCCCUUCGGAGGAGGAUGUCUUCGGUAGACCAGCAGGCAUGGAUCUACCCCCAGCACCAAUGGUUACCAAAGAUAAAGACCCCCAGCACGGCGCACUAGCAGCCGUCAAGGGCUCAGCUUCAGGCGUCGUCACAGAAGGAAUGCGCAACGCCCCCAAACUCUACGGCGGCAAAGCAUAUGAUCCAGGUGCCGUGACAGAUUGGAAGUCAGGCGGUAUAGCAGCGGGCAAGAACUUUGCGCACGGGAUGGUUGAAGGGAUAGGCGGUAUAGUCAUGGAGCCUGUGCGGGGUGCCAAGAAAGAAGGCGCUGCUGGUGCGGCAAAGGGUGUUGGAAUUGGAUUGUUGAAUCUGGGAACGAAGGUAGGUUCUGGUGCGAUUGGGUUGUUCUCGUUGGUGAGUCAGGGGGCGUAUCUGAGUGCGAGGGCGCUUGUGAAGAGGAAGAUGGGGAAGAGUAUUAUGGAGGCGAGGAAGAUUGAGGGGAGGGAUGUUGUUGAGAGGAGUGAUGAGGCGGCUCGCCAAAAGGACAGAACAAUAGUGAUAGAGGGGUUUGAGGCACUGACGAUAGAGACGAAGAAAUAG
This is a messenger RNA of Fusarium graminearum PH-1, 978 nucleotides long. RefSeq lists its product as uncharacterized. The coding region runs from base 1 to 978 and encodes 325 amino acids. The transcript is spliced from 3 exons. NCBI's taxonomy places the organism in Eukaryota, Fungi, Ascomycota, Sordariomycetes, Hypocreales, Nectriaceae. The record is from RefSeq and is a predicted model, not a curated record.